GAAAAAGAAGAACUGAAAAGCAAACCUUUUGAAGUGAUAAGCUGUUGAGGAAGCUCUAGAGCAAGAUAAACAUAACAUGCGGUUUAAGGUUUCUGUACUCCUCCCCUUGUUGGCAAGCUUUAACAGAACUCGUUGACAGCCUUUCUUCAGUUUUAGUCAGACAGAAGAAGAAAUGGAUCUCCUGAUGUUUUCAGCAACUACAUGGACCUUAGUGGCUCUCGUUGUCACCUUGUUGUUACUGUAUGGAAUCUGGCCAUACAGGUUUUUCAAACAGCUGGGCAUAUCCGGACCGAGGCCCCUGCCUUUUAUUGGCACAGUGAUGGGUUCCAAAAAGGGACUCAACUUUGACCGUGAGUGCCAGUCCAAGUAUGGGGAUGUCUGGGGUUUGUUUGAGGGGCGCACCCCAUUGUUGAUGGUUGCAGACCCCGAGAUGCUAAAAACCAUCUUGGUGAAGGAAUGCUACACAGCGUUCACAAACCGGAGGAUUUUCUUUGAAGACAACGGACCUCUGAAAGAUUCAAUCCUAGCAGUGAAAGAUGAAAGGUGGAAACGAAUUCGCAGCACAGUAUCUCUGUGUUUCACCAGCGAAAGACUGAAACAGGUUUUUCCCUUGGUUGUUGACUUUGCUGACAGAUUCGUCACAAAACUUGGAAAAAUGAAGCUGGAUGAGCCCAUUAAUGUCAAACAAUUUGUUGCACCGUUCAGUUUGGAUGUGGUGACCAGUGCUUCCUUCAGCAUGGAGAUGGACUCUAUUAACAACCCAGAUAACCCUGUUAAAGCUCACAUGCAAAAGCUUUUGAAAAUCAAAUUUUGGCUAUUACUUUUCCGUUCGGUCUUUCCAUUUGGUCGUCAACUGCUGAAGCUUUUCAAAGUUGAGUUUAUGCCCCGAUCCAGUUUGGACUUCUUCUACAACACCAUAAAGAAAUUCAAAGACAAACAUAAUGAAGAGGCAAUGACUCAUGGAGACUUCCUGGAGGUGAUGAUCCAGAGUGAGAUCCCGGAAACUGACAUAAAAGAUUGCCAUAAGGAACCAAGCAAAGGUUUGACUGAGCACGAGAUGCUUUCUCAGGCCUUGAUCUUCAUCUAUGCUGGCUUCGAGACAACCACCACAACCCUGACCUUCCUCCUUUAUAAUCUGGCCCUCAACCCUGCUGUGAUGCAGAAGCUGCAAAGAGAAAUAGAUGACAGCGUGCGGGAUGCUACCUCCAUUUCCUACGAAGACCUGAAUAAUCUGGAGUACCUGGACCAGGUUCUUUGUGAGUCACAGCGUCUGAUUCCUUCUUUAUGCCGACUUGAGAGGACUUGCAAAAAGACGGUGGAGAUCAACGGCCUUACCAUCCCUGACGGAACGUUAGUUGCUAUUCCAUUACAUUUAUUGCACAGGGACCCACGCUACUGGAGCUCUCCUGAACUUUUCAAACCAGAGAGGUUCAGCAAAGAGAAUGAGAAGGAUCUGAACCCCUACGCAUACAUGCCCUUCGGCCUCGGCCCUCGUAACUGCGUUGGGAUGCAAUAUGCAAUCCUGGUCAUGAAGAUGCUGACUGUGCGCAUCCUGCAGAGUUACACUGUUGAAACAUGCAGAGACACCGUGAUCCCAAUUGAGUUUGACUGGAAGUAUCAACCGACCAAGCCUGUGAUGCUGAAGUUUGUUCCCAGAAAACUAUGAGGGAUCACAGGCCAUGUGUAAUUAACUGUAAGAUUGAAUAUGUUGGACGGUUAUGUGAAAGACCAACACAAAUCGGUGCAUAAAUGUGCAGAGGGGGUAAAGAAUAAAAGGUUUUGACCUUGUUUUAACAAUAGAAGUCUGAAGUGGGGAAAACGUUGCUUUUCAGCUGUCUUAAGCAAAUGUGACCAUAAACGUUUACUCAU
Molecule: messenger RNA, 1869 nt
Organism: Fundulus heteroclitus (mummichog)
Lineage: Eukaryota; Metazoa; Chordata; Actinopteri; Cyprinodontiformes; Fundulidae
Product: cytochrome P450 3A40
Exons: 13
Coding region: 173-1666 (497 amino acids)
Molecular function (GO): heme binding; oxidoreductase activity, acting on paired donors, with incorporation or reduction of molecular oxygen; steroid hydroxylase activity
Source: RefSeq, a predicted model, not a curated record